AUGAAGGAUAAGGUCAAGGUUCUGAAGGUGGUGGCGAAAAGCGAUCAUCGCGUGCCGCCAGUUGCGCUUGUGCCAUCGUCCGGUCCUAUUCGACGUCGAUGUGCCGCGAGUUCCAUGCUGCGUGCUGUUCUCGAAAAGCUAACCGCAGUUUAUUUCGUUUCCGGAUGGUUGCUAUUGCGGCUGGAUGUCGAUAUCGACCAGGGCGGCGUUUUUGUUUCAGCCUUCACGUUCAAGCUGAGAUCAACCAAAGCUCCGAACGUUGGGCGAUCGAGAGGACAACCUCAUCUGAAGAACACGGGUAGGAGGCUGAGAAAAGAUACUAACGACGACCCAAAGGUUACGCCAGUAGCACUUUUCCAAAAGGUGCGUGAAGAGAAGAGUGCUAAGGCAAGCAGUGCGUCUUUCGCGGAAGAGCGCGUGGGCCACCAGGAAAAUGCAGGCGCGGAACUGAAUUUUCGGAAUAAACAGAACCGCGCGGGGCAGCGGCAGGGUCGUUUCGAGCAUGAUAAGCGCAGCGAAAGCGGCAGUGGAACUACCCUGGGCGCAAGCGCAGCCGUAGUGGUGGAGGCUGCUUCAGCAACCCGUACAACGGUUGGCGCGAGGGCACAGGCCUACUUCGACCUCGUGGAGAGCAAGGUGCGCCAGCUGCGCCUUAAGAUCUACGAGGCUGCGGCGGCCUGCAAGGCGGACGCAAAACCCGAAAAAUGCUGCGGCAGCUCCAGUCCUCGCGCUACGUCGAGCUCGUCUUCGUCCUCGUUCGGAAGGAUCGGGGAGUGCAGCGCGGAACAAGGCUGCUUCGCCAUGGACACUACCGGGGGGAAAAGCGUGCGGGUCAGGUACGACGCCGUUGCGGUCACGGACGACCACGAAGAUUGCUUAUCACGAGCCAUCGUCCACCUGUUCUUGGACGAGGCCAACAAGCCCGCGGAGGCGGAUGUGGACGGGACGAAGCUGUUGCGCAACCCCAUCACCGAGCAGAGCAGCAAAAGCGACGUCACCGCGGACCUGGGGUUCGCCACGGUGGCUCUCGAAAAACCAGGAGACGGAGCAAACCGUUUUGUGGCGCGCUGGCCUGUCAGCAAUCACACGGUACGCACCGACCACGCCGCACCAUGGUACGUGAAGACCCUGACGGGUGUAUCCUGUGUAGAACCGUCCCCGGCCCAUUCUAGCUUUCUAUGUUGUCUUUGUGAUGCGCCGUCGCACAACCACGUCUUCGAUUUUCGCUCAGCUCUAGCAAGUACAUGUGUGAUGUUGUGCUGCCAGGCAUUUGCAUUUUCUAUUGCUAAUCAUGCGCGAGUGCGAUGAUAGCGAUACAUAUCCGCUACUGCAACUUUCUUAUCUAUUUAUUAGGAUGAGAGAGAUGAGACUGAGAGGCUAGUAAUCUCGACCACAAACACAAUGCUGGUGGCUCGCGCUUAUCAUGCACAGACCUCCAUCACCGCAAGAUUUUCACUUAGAAUCACCGAUCCCGGGUUGGGACGAGGCUUUUACACGGGAUACAAUGGAGUGUCGAAGAACGUGGUGAUUGUUGUGGACCGGAGUUGGUCCAUGGACAUGACUAAAUCGUGGGAGGACGCGCGAGGUGCCGCCCUGGCCGUGCUCGAGUCCCUCGCCACCACCGAUAAGUUCUUUCUGAUGACCUACCAGCACCCUGUGCAGUUCGCGGCCUUCGAGUUCGUGCACGCCACUGCGGCGCACGUGGCCGCCGCGAAAGCGUGGCUGGACCUCCAGUUUCCGAUCGGGGGCUCCACCAGUCGCCCGGAUGCGGAGUUUGCGAUCGGGGCUGCGAUCACGGUCGGCACGCUCGGCGUCGUCCCCGAGGCGUGGCGCACGAAAAUAAGCGGGACGGUGAACAAUUACGACAGCGACG
Messenger RNA from Amoebophrya sp. A120, 1873 nucleotides. The record is from the annotation of a GenBank genome assembly. NCBI's taxonomy places the organism in Eukaryota, Dinophyceae, Syndiniales, Amoebophryaceae.